This is a messenger RNA of Oryzias melastigma (Indian medaka), 926 nucleotides long. It is a transcript of the gene erh, whose product is annotated as ERH mRNA splicing and mitosis factor. NCBI's taxonomy places the organism in Eukaryota, Metazoa, Chordata, Actinopteri, Beloniformes, Adrianichthyidae. The transcript is spliced from 4 exons. The record is from RefSeq and is a predicted model, not a curated record. The coding region runs from base 155 to 469 and encodes 104 amino acids.
UGAAAACGGAAGUGCUUCGACGUAGUUUCCGGUGAGUGCAUAUUUUUCUUCCACCACGAACACAGGAUUUCACGCUGGUUUAUAAGUGGAAAACAACGAUUUCCUUCUUCAUUUAGCAAUCCCCUUAUAGAAAAAGGGUCCACGUUCAGAAAUCAUGUCGCACACUAUUUUGCUUGUCCAGCCCACCAAGAGACCCGAGGGCCGCACAUACGCGGACUACGAGUCGGUGAACGAGUGCAUGGAAGGAGUUUGCAAGAUGUAUGAAGAACAUCUAAAGCGGAUGAAUCCCAACAGUCCCUCCAUCACUUAUGACAUUAGUCAGUUGUUUGAUUUCAUUGACGACCUGGCAGACCUGAGCUGUCUUGUGUACAGAGCGGACACUCAGACGUACCAACCAUACAACAAAGACUGGAUUAAAGAGAAGAUAUAUGUCCUGCUGCGGCGUCAGGCUCAGCAGGCAGCAAAGUAAAGGUUUCUUUAACGUGUGCACAAAUCCAGUGGAUCUGACAAGUCAAAUGGAGAAGGGUUUUGUAUUGUACUAUAAAAAAGUAGUGGGUUUGAAAAUAAAAAUAGAGUAGAGAAAAGAAGCUUCGUUCCUCAUUUUGACUUUCUAAUUGUCAUACGAACCUUUCUAAUAAAUUGGCAGGAUCAGACAUGAUUGCCACUAUAAGGAAAGCAUAGAAAAUGCUUAAAAAAUUUGAUUAAAAAUGCUUUUCUUUGUAAGCAUCUUUUACUUUCGAGGAAGAGGAGAACGAAUACUCAUGCUUUAUUUAUGUCACAGAAGGAUUUGUUUUCAUUUUUGCCAUUGAGCCCUGAAUAGUGUUGUAAAAUGGUGUUUUGUAAACCCUUUUGUUUCACUCGGCACGGAACUUUUUCCAUGUUACUUUUGAUUUUUACAAAAUAAACUGUUUUCUGACUGUUCUCAA